UGUCAAUGGCUAGCAAUAUUGGGGGGAAGUGAAGAGCAAUUGCAGAAGAUGGCGGAAUUGAGGAAAACCCUAAAAGAAGGAGAGAGAAUUUUGGCGCCUACUCGAAGACCCGACGGCACUCUCCGCAAGCCCAUUCGUAUUCGGGCCGGGUAUGUUCCCCAAGAGGAAGUCGCCAUUUACCAGUCUAAAGGUGCCCUAUGGAAAAAGGAGAUGGCAGCAUCACAAGUAGUGCCUCCAGGUUACGAUCCGCCUGCAGAUGCAAAAUCGAAGACUAAGUCAGCUAAGAGAAAUGAACGAAAGAAGGAGAAACGGCUACAAGAUGCUCUUGAAAAGGGCAAGAAGUCAGAAGCCUUGGCAGAUGACCAGAUUGAAAGAGAGGAUGUACCUAAGGAAGAUUUAGAUGAUGGAUCAGAGUCUGUUAAAUCAUUGACAUCUCAGAUGACUGAUCUUGCAUUUUCCCCAAAUCAUGUAUCAACCUCUCCUCCCUCAAACUCAGUGGAGGCCUCAGAUGUUGGACAACCAGCCCUAGAUCUCGAUAAAAAGAUUCGAGCACUUAAAAAGAAGAUUCGACUCGCAGAAGCUCAACAGAAAACACCACAGCAAGAUAUGAAGCCAGAACAGUUGGAGAAGUUGGCUUGAGGAGCUAAAGCUUUUAGAGGGCUGAAUUGACACCAUUGUGAGUAUGUUUCUAUAGCUGAAGAAACCGCGUGGUUCAUUUACAAUUUUAU
Molecule: messenger RNA, 728 nt
Organism: Hibiscus syriacus
Lineage: Eukaryota; Viridiplantae; Streptophyta; Magnoliopsida; Malvales; Malvaceae
Product: partner of Y14 and mago-like
Exons: 4
Biological process (GO): exon-exon junction complex disassembly
Cellular component (GO): exon-exon junction complex; cytoplasm
Molecular function (GO): RNA binding
Source: RefSeq, a predicted model, not a curated record